This is a messenger RNA of Zea mays, 847 nucleotides long. RefSeq lists its product as uncharacterized. The record is from RefSeq and is marked validated. Bases 76 to 660 code for a protein of 194 amino acids. The transcript is spliced from 3 exons. Gene Ontology annotation, cellular component: chloroplast. Lineage: Eukaryota; Viridiplantae; Streptophyta; Magnoliopsida; Poales; Poaceae.
GGGUCGUGUCGUGUCCCCACCUCGUCUUCGUUCUGCUCCUACCAAUUCCAGUCCCAGCCAUCCGCCCGCCCAACUAUGGCGGCAACGGCUCUGCUACUCCCCAGCCUCGCGGCGCUCACGGACACGCCGCGCCGCGCCCACAGGUUGCUGCAGCCGCAGCUCCAGCUCCAGCGCGGCUCCCUUGUCUCUCGGUCCCUCCGGCCUCCGCGGCGUCGGCGGCUCGCGGUCUCGGCCGUGCAAGAGACGAAGGAGGGGGAGGCCAAGACGGCCGACGAGAUAACCGAGAAGUACGGGCUCGAGUUCGGCCUCUGGAAGGUGUUCAGCUCCAAGGAGGAAGAGGGAGGCGAGGGGAAGAAGUCGCGGACGGACCAGGCCAAGGAACUCCUGGCCAAGUACGGCGGCGCGUACCUGGCCACCUCCAUCUCGCUCUCCAUCGUCUCCUUCACUCUAUGCUACCUCCUCGUCAGCGCCGGCGUCGACGUGCAGGACCUGCUCGCGAAGGUCGGGAUCGUGACAGGGGAAACCGGAGGGAAGGUCGGGACCUUCGCGUUGGCCUACGCCGCGCACAAGGCCGCGUCGCCGAUCAGGUUCCCGCCGACGGUGGCACUGACGCCGGUGGUGGCCAGCUGGAUUGGCAAGAUCAGGAAGGGCGGCGACUGAUGCGCCGCCACUCAAGUACACUUCUCACUGAAUCAUGUAGUCUAUGCAAAUAGCUAUACAUAAGCUUAUAUAGGUGUUCUACUAGCCGGUGCCAGCGAAUCUAUCUGGUGCUGCUUUUGUAAAAGCUGUUCGAUGACGAUUUUGAACAACCAGUAAUGAAUGACGAGUGGAGAGAGUUUUUGAACUA